AUGGAAGACAACACAGAACAACCAAUUGCAUUUGCCUCGAGAUCAUUGUCCGCAGCUGAAAAAAACUAUUCUCAACUAGACAAAGAGGCACUAGCCAUCGUAUUUGGUGUCAAGAAAUUUCACCAGUACGUGUAUGGUCGGCAUUUCACCAUACUAACAGAUCACAAGCCGCUUGAGCGGGUACUUCAUCCGGAUAAAAUGACACCACCAAUGGCUGCAGCUCGAAUUCAGCGGUGGGCAUUAAUUUUGUCUGCGUACGACUACGCCAUUCAGUACAAAGAAGGAAGUCAGAAUGCAUGCAAAUGCUGAUGCCCUCGGUAGAUUACCAUUGCCAGACACCCCAGGUUCAACACCAGUUCCUGAAGAAACAAUCUUACUCAUGGAACUAUUGGAGACUACUCCAAUAAGAGCAGAGCAAGUGAAGAACUGGACAAAGAGAACUCCUGUACUUGCUAGAGUUUUGAAAUUUAUUAAUUAA
Molecule: messenger RNA, 478 nt
Organism: Paramuricea clavata
Lineage: Eukaryota; Metazoa; Cnidaria; Anthozoa; Malacalcyonacea; Plexauridae
Source: the annotation of a GenBank genome assembly